AUGAAAAGUACUUAUUUAAUCAAAGAUGUUAUUUAUGAAAAGAAUCAAGAGAGAUAAUUUUAAUUUCAUAAAAACAAAUUGAAAGAGAUACUUUCAUAAGUAUUUUAUCAAAUAAUAGUUCUAGCCAUUACAAUUAAAUUCAGAUGGGAUUAUGUAAAAAUUAAAGCAUAAACAUGAAUAAAUGAAACUAACACAACAAUUCUAAACUUAAUAAUAAAAUAUAGAAAAAUCACGAAUAGAUAAAAAUUUAAUGUUAAAACUAUUAAAUAACAAUAAUAAAUCAAUGAAUGGUGCAUAAUCAACAACACGUUCAAAUAAUAGAAGUUCUAAAGUCAAUAUGUAUUUGAAUACAAUAAAUAAUGAAAAUAAAAGUCUAGCAAUUAGAAUAUAUUCACUACCAUCAGUCAUUAAUUCUUAAAAACAUCAAUAAGAUUAUUAAAAUCAUAAAUCUGAUUUAAGAAUUAUGUAGAGAUUUCAUAAAUCAAAAUUAUAAACAAAUUAAGAUACCAUUACUUAAUAAAUAUAAAACAUAUUAGGAAAAGGAUUUGAAGGAUCAAAAUAUUCAAACAUUAAUUUUCUAAAAUAAGUAGGAAAACAAAGUAAAUUCUUAUUUAUAAUACCACUAUAAUUAAGUUUGUUUUCAAAAUUUAGUAAUAAUAACAAUAAUCCACCUCAUUUUCAAAUAAAAGCAUUUAAUGAAUAAAAAUAUUUAGGAGAAUCUAAAUCAUUAUAACUUAAUGAAUUUCUUGGUUCUUUAAUGGGAAUUGUAGUUUCAUCUGAUAUUUAUACUAUUAAAUUUACACUUUUUAAAAUUAAACAAAAUGAGGAUGUAAAUAUUUCAUAAAAUUCUGAUUAGUUUGAGUUGGGACAUUUUUUAUUCACUGAAUCAGCUUCCCCAAUAAAAAUUAAAUAGUUAAGAGAGAAUUUGGAAGUUUAAAUCAAUGAUCCCAUUGAAUGCUAUUUAAAAAAGGAGAUUAACAAUGAAUAGGUUUGUGUGGGAUUAUUUGAAUACUAGAUAAUUUAAUUUUGUUAUUGUUUAAAUAAAAAGUAUUUUACCAUUGAUUUACUAGUACAUAAAUAAAGAAAGAUAAUUUAUUAUAACCGUAAUAUUUAAUUGAAGUAGUAUAACCAUCACCAUAGAAAUCAGUUUAAAAGAGUUAAUCUGAAGUGGAUAAAUUGUAAUUAGAUUGA
Molecule: messenger RNA, 1191 nt
Organism: Paramecium pentaurelia
Lineage: Eukaryota; Ciliophora; Oligohymenophorea; Peniculida; Parameciidae
Source: the annotation of a GenBank genome assembly